CCGCCAUCCACGGAACCGGCGGGAGCUCCGGGACAUCCCAGGGAGCAUCUCGGAACGCUCUGUGGGCACCGGGACAUUCCAGGGGGCAUCCCGGGAUACUCUCUGGGCACCGGGACACUCCGGGGAGCAGCACUGGGACACCCCGGCACCGAUCCCGUAGCUGAACUCUUCGUCGUUUUGUUUUUAAAUCUUCCCGCUCGGGAGCGAGGUGUCCGGGCUGCCUCUCCCGAGGCCGGGUAGGUGCUUAGGAGCGGGAAGAGCUGGAGGAAAUGGCUCUUCCUGCAAGUCUUGACAGACUCGGGCCCUGUUUGACAGAAGUAGCAUAUCUUCAAAGAGGCGCUCAUUGAAUUAUUUUUUAGGAUAGGAUCCACCAUGCUUUUGUCCCGUCACGGACUGCUGCGUGGUUUGUGGCCCAGUGUUGAUUUUUUAAUAUGGGGCUCUGGGCCUUUUCCUUAUAUAGUGAAGAGUGGAGGGAAGAGAAAAUAUAUUAGCGGGAGGAAAGGCAGGUUUGUGAACUGUUGCUUAAAAGAAAGGGCUGUAUUUCCUGUGUUGCCAUGUCUGAAGAUGCUUUACUGGAAGAGGAGGACAUUUGGGAAUACAAAUCUAUUAGGAAGCAAAAGCAUCAAGGUAAUUCACAGAGUGUCUCUACACCUGCACAGGAAGUAAGUGGCAAUGGUAGGCCAAAAAGAAAGAGAAAUAGGAAAAAGAAAUUAGUGGAAAAAACUGAUACACCGCAGAAAACCAAGCAGAGAUCACAGCCAAAUCAGGAUGUGGAUCAAUGUAAAGAUGACAGUAGUGUGCACUCCCAGGAAAGCGUGAGUAGCCUGACGGAACAGAGCUCACAAAAGGCAAAACCCGUGCAUGAUGGAUACUGUCCCAGCUGCCAGAUGCCUUUCUCUUUGCUAGUGGUCCAGACACCUCAAUGGCACGUUGAUGAAUGUUUGGAUACUCCAGGAUCCAUUGCAAAAGAGUGUCCUGAUGGUUUGCUGUGUACUUCCACUAUUCCAUCCCACUACAAGCGUUACAGCCAUUUUCUACUUGCAGCAAACAGAGCAGGAGAUUGUCUUGUAAACUCUUCAGGAAACACUUUGGAGAUGACAUGUUCUACUACUGCAAAGCCCAGCUGUUUCCCCAGUCAUGUAGAAGAAAUCUCCCAGAAUGAGAAACCACCUAAUGAUACAAAACAUGUCCCUAAUGAGGACUGUGCAUUGAUGGUACAGAGUUCACUGCCAAUGAAGUCUCCAAAUAUAAUCAGUAAAAGUACUUCCUUGUUUGCAGAUGUUCAGAAACCUCAACAGACAUUUCAGCUUACACGGACCACAGAUAAUAGUUGUAAAUUUGAAUUUUUUGAUUUUGCAUCCUCUCAAGAAAGUGAAACAGGAGAAGAUCUGUGUAGUCAGAAGGAUGCAGGUCAUCCAAGUCUACUAAAGUCAAAAGUGGACUUCAAUGACUGUGAAAUUUCUUACUCUCCACUGAGUACAUUUGAGGAAAGUGAAGAGGAAGCUGAGGAAGAGGAGGAGAAAGUAGAAGUGUCACAGGAUAAAUUAUUCAAAGUGCAGAACUUGGAAGAUGAAGACUCUAGUUCUGAGGAAUUUAAAACACUUGAUGAGCUUCUCUUACAGAAGAAACCUCAGUAUGAGCAUAGCAAAACAGGAAAUUUUGUAAUUAAAAAAACCCUCUGUGAGGAAAUAAAUACAUUGAACCACCUGGAUCAUCAGCAAGGGGUGGUAGCCAAUGGGUCCUCUUUUACUUGUAAUUGUGAGGAGGCUGAAGAGCCAGGUUUGAUUUCCUCUGCUGCCAAAGCAGGUAACACAGAGUCAGGAGGUACUGGUGCCUGUGCUUUGGAUUCUGCGUACGUGAGUUUUACUGAGACAUCAUCACUGCUAGGCAGAGAAGAUGCUGGCUGCCUUCUGACACAGAAGAGUAAUGUUUUGAGGGAGCCAAGUAACAUUUUAACUAAUACAGAAAAAGUGACUGCCAAUGCAAUUGAAGAAAUACCUCGCCAGGAGAGUUUGCAGACAGUAGCGGAGGAAAAAGGAAAUCUUAAUACAGCUGCUGUGUGCUUUCCCAGCCCCAGCUCUAAGUCAGCAACAUCUCUUUCUUUAGCAAACAUGAAUGCUAAAUCCAGUCCUGCCAAAGAACUCAAACAAAUGGAUAUUGGUGUUUUCUUUGGGUUAAAACCCAAAGCAAAAGAGGAAAGUAAAGGAGAGAUGUGUUUGAGUGAGAGAAAGCAGAUACCAAGUUCAGUAACUCCCAAUGGAAAGAGGCCCAGACAGCAAAAAAGGAAAGCUGAGGGGUCUGUGGAAGAUGUAGAAGAAGUUACAGAAAGUUCAAGUAAAAAUGAAGCCAUUGCAGAAGUAAGUUCUGGUGGCCGACGAAGGUGGAGAAAAAAAUUUAAAGAAUUACCUGCUACAGGUGAAGGACCAAGGAAAAAAUACUGCCCUUUCUACAAGAAAAUACCAGGAACUGGUUUUACAGUUGAUGCUUUCCAGUAUGGAGAAAUUGAAGGCUGCACAGCUUAUUUCCUUACUCAUUUUCACUCUGAUCACUAUUGUGGGCUAACAAAAAACUUCAGGUUUCCAAUCUACUGUAAUAAGAUAACUGGCAAUCUGGUGAAGAGCAAGCUUCGAGUCCAAGAGCAGUAUGUUCAUGUGCUGCCCAUGGACACGGAAUGCACAGUGGAUGGGAUCAAAGUAUUGUUGCUUGAUGCCAAUCAUUGUCCAGGUGCAGCAAUGAUCCUUUUCCGUCUACCCAGUGGAACUGUUAUUCUGCACACAGGAGACUUCAGGGCAGACCCUUCCAUGGAGCGCUACCCUGCUUUGGUUGGUCAGCAAGUCCACACCCUGUACCUCGAUACAACAUACUGUAGUCCUGAAUAUACUUUUCCUGCGCAGCAAGAGGUGAUCCAGUUUGCUGUCAACAUCGCCUUUGAGACAGUGACUCUAAACCCACGUACUCUGGUUGUCUGUGGCACUUACUCCAUAGGAAAAGAAAAAGUUUUUUUAGCAAUUGCUGAAGUUCUGGGCUCAAAAGCAAGUAUGUCCCGUGAUAAGUAUAAAACACUGCAGUGCUUGGAGUCAACAGUUGUUAAUUCCCUCAUCAGUGUGGACUGGAAUGGUUCUUUGCUUCAUGUUCUUCCCAUGAUGCAAAUUAAUUUUAAGGGCUUGCAAGGUCACUUGAAUAAGUUUUCUGAGAAUUUUGAUCAAGUUCUGGCUUUCAAACCUACUGGGUGGACCUACUCUGAUUCAUGCCUUUCUCUGGCAGAUAUCAAACCUCAGACAAGAGGAAACAUCACCAUAUAUGGGAUUCCUUACAGUGAACACAGCAGUUACCUGGAAAUGAAGCGUUUUGUUCAAUGGUUGAAGCCACAGAAAAUCAUCCCCACUGUAAAUAUUGGUGACUGGAGAGCCAGAAGCUUGAUGGAAAAGCAUUUUAGAGACUGGAUGAUUGAGGGCAGUGGGCAUAAUUAAAUAUAAGAAAGAAUGUGUAGUUCAAAGGAGGUCGGCUGGAGUGGGAACUGUGAGUUCCUGUAAGUUUUAUUUAUCUUCUAUUUCCACAGAGCUUUCUUUAGGGAGGACUAAACUACCAUUCUCUGAGGAAAGCUGAAUUUGGAAAAAGAAAAAAAGGCACCUUGCUUUCUUGUGUAUCCACUACUUUUUUCCCCCUGUAACCUGAAUUUUUUGCAAGUACGUAUUUCAGGUUAUUUUUGUCUUACAUCUUUUUCCGCAUUCUUAAUUUUUCUCAGAUUAUCGAGUUGUGCAGAUUUGUAAUGCUGGGGAUGAAACAGUCUCCAGGCUAAUAAUUUCUGAACAUAAGUUAUCGUAAUGAAAGAGACAGUACUAAGCUUAUGUCACAUGCUGUCAACUCAGGCUUCAGAGAAGCUUGUUUCAUGAGGCAGAACUGGUUAUUGUGAUUUAAAUCUUGUAAACAAAACCUACCUUGUGAGAGAGGAUUGACUCAGGCUCUGGUAACAUGUGUACUUCAGAAAAUGUUUUAUAAAAGACAUUGCUACCUACAUUCUGCUCAAGAUU
Molecule: messenger RNA, 4031 nt
Organism: Neopelma chrysocephalum (saffron-crested tyrant-manakin)
Lineage: Eukaryota; Metazoa; Chordata; Aves; Passeriformes; Pipridae
Gene: DCLRE1A
Product: DNA cross-link repair 1A
Exons: 9
Coding region: 555-3470 (971 amino acids)
Biological process (GO): protection from non-homologous end joining at telomere; double-strand break repair via nonhomologous end joining; interstrand cross-link repair
Molecular function (GO): damaged DNA binding; 5'-3' DNA exonuclease activity
Source: RefSeq, a predicted model, not a curated record